UUGCCAUGCUUUUCCCCCCACAGCUGGCUUUGGGGGCUGCGAACGCUCCACAGCUCGCAGGUCACAUGGCCUGCCAGAGCCUGGGUACUCCGUGAGCGAGCCGCGCCUCGGGAGGAGGUGAGGCUUCGGCAUGCACCCAAACCUCUCUUCCGAGGCUUCAGGGUCGGGAGAUGGCUCCUCCGUGGGGAUGAGCUAGACAAGCCUAGGAGAUACCAGCAGCCGCUUUCCGCUUGCGCAGGGGACAGUGUUAAUCGCUCCCACCGGGUAGGUUUCCGCUGCGCAAGAUCUGCCCAGCCCCAUUGGUAUCACGACCCGAGCGCCCACCUCGGAGAUGACUCCUUCAGAGCAAGGGUAAAAAGAUUAGGGUUCCCGCGGCGGGCACGCAGAGAGCAGACGCAGAAGCUGGCGCCGCCAGGGAAGGCCUGCUCCCACCGCGGUGCCCUCUGGGCAGGCAGGCUCCCGCACGGCCCCGCUUGUGGCGCUGCCUGCGGUUCGCCUGAAAACUGCGGGGACCCCAAAAGGGCGCCCCUCGAGUGGCUGGGCCGGCAUCCGCACAGGGAUGACUGAGUGUCGCAGCGGGGGAGCCUCCCUACCCCUCGCCCUCUUCUGUGGCUUCGCGAGGCCGACGGAAAGUCGCGAGCCAGGCGUAUCCGAGUCCAGGUUUGAUUUGCACUGACUUUGGCCUGCGGUCCAGGAUGCUUUGUUCUUGGGACCAGACCUGACCAGAAGUUGACCUCAUGAGCACCUCAACCUCUCCAGCUGCCAUGCUCCUCCGGAGGCUGAGGCGGCUCUCCUGGGGCAGCACUGCUGUCCAGCUCUUCAUCUUAACGGUGGUGACAUUUGGCCUGCUGGCUCCUCUGGCCUGUCACCGGCUUCUGCACUCUUACUUCUACUUGCGCCACUGGCAUCUGAACCAAAUGAGCCAAGAGUUUCUGCAGCAAAGCUUGAAAGAGGGUGAAGCUGCCCUUCACUACUUUGAGGAGCUGCCCUCUGCCAACGGCUCAGUGCCCAUUGUCUGGCAGGCCACGCCCCGCCCCUGGCUGGUCAUCACCAUCAUCACUGUGGACAGGCAACCUGGCUUCCACUAUGUCUUGCAGGUGGUGUCCCAGUUCCACCGGCUACUUCAACAGUGCGGCCCCCAGUGCGAGGGCCACCAACUCUUCCUGUGCAAUGUGGAGCGGAGUGUGAGCCAUUUUGAUGCUAAGCUGCUGUCCAAGUAUGUUCCCGUGGCCAACCGCUAUGAGGGCACUGAGGAUGACUAUGGCGAUGACCCUUCGACCAACUCGUUUGAGAAAGAGAAGCAGGACUAUGUCUAUUGCCUGGAAUCCUCCCUGCAGACCUAUAACCCAGACUAUGUCCUGAUGGUGGAAGAUGAUGCCAUUCCAGAAGAACAGAUCUUCCCAGUCUUGGAGCACCUUCUGCGGGCUCGCUUCUCUGAGCCACAUCUCAGAGAUGCCCUUUAUCUAAAGCUCUAUCACCCCGAGAGGCUCCAGCACUACAUCAACCCAGAGCCCAUGCGGAUCCUGGAGUGGGUUGGUGUCGGCAUGUUGUUGGGGCCCUUACUAACCUGGAUAUACAUGCGGUUUGCCAGCCGGCCAGGGUUUAGCUGGCCUGUCAUGCUCUUCUUCUCCCUGUAUAGCAUGGGUCUGGUUGAGCUGGUGGGCCGGCACUAUUUCCUAGAGCUGAGGCGGCUGAGCCCUUCCCUGUACAGCGUGGUCCCUGCUUCACAGUGUUGCACCCCUGCCAUGCUCUUCCCUGCCCCUGCAGCCCGCCGGACCCUCACCUACCUGUCCCAGGUGUACUGCCACAAGGGCUUCGGCAAGGACAUGGCACUGUACUCACUGUUGAGGGCCAAGGGGGAGAGGGCCUAUGUGGUGGAGCCCAAUCUCGUGAAACACAUUGGGCUCUUCUCCAGCCUUCGGUAUAACUUUCACCCCAGCCUGCUCUAGCCUGCCAAGAGAUGCCUUUCUGAAAUUGGCCACUUCUUGGAGAUUCAACUCUUGAGCUCCUUGUUUGGACAUAGUUGCUUGCAGAUAUUUCAUUGUUUAAGGUUGCUAGGGAUACAGGCAGUGGGAUGGCCGAGGAACAUACACAUCAAGAACCUUGGCUUUGGUAACUCUGGCAGGAGCAAACUGUUCACUGUGGGUCCAGAUGUCUUGCCCUGCACACAGCCACACUGCCUCAUGCAGUCUGACCUACCCGCCGAAGAGCAUUUAAAUACCAGUUAAAUUCUCCAAUUGUUUUUCGCUCUGCUUCUUGAUAGAGUUUGUGACUGGCAAAAAUAUUGUGCACAGUGAUAUGACCAAUUUAGGAUUUUAAGGGUAGAGUUUGGUGAAAGGUGAGAUUCUUUUGCAGUGAUCUCUUUCUUAUUGGGAAUAAGAAUGGGUAUAUGUUUAAAAUACAUGUCCCAAGAAGCAGGACCAUGUUGAUAGAUUCUAUUAGUUUCCUUGACCUGGUGUAAUAAAAGCCACACAGUGCCCGACACUUUGGAGGCUGGUGACCUGGCUUCUGUUACCUGGUGUUUUCUUUUCCACACAUCUGUAAUGCACUGAUACAGUUUUGUUUGUGAGAACUUUAAAGCACAGCAAGAUCUGGAAGUACCUUCUGGAUCAUCAAAGUUAUAUUGUUUAUGUUUAGUAGUGAUUUAAUAUUGAAGAUUUCUAUUCUGUUCUGAUUCUUUGAAAGUUGGACAUUGCAGGAUAAUAUAGAAUGGGUGAGCACUUUGCUGAUAGCAUAUCCUUUACUCUGUCUUUGCUGACUAAUCAUUCACCCUCAUUUCUGUUUCUUCUAUUGUAGCAUGAUGUUAUAGAAGAAAAAGUAUGGACUGUGAAGUCAGAAGAGUUGAAUUUCAGCUCUCUGUCAUGUCCUAGUAGUGUGAACUUGGGCAAGUCAUAAGCCCUCUGAGUCUCAAGUUUUUCACCUGUAAAAUGGGGAUGGUGAUACCUAACAUUUAAAGUUGGUUUGAGGAUUAAAUGACAGAACGUAUGUAAAACACUUAGCAAGUGCAUAGCUCAUAAAGGGUCCUUGGCAAAUAUUGGUUCUUUUCUCUCCUAUAAUAAGCAUAUGGAACUCAAAUGUAUUUUGGAUAAAGGUAUUAGUGAUAUUGUUUAAAUAUGAGAUGGAGCAUAGAGCUGAUACCUAUGGAGCAGCUGUUCCAGACCACACACUGCUAGAAUAACUUUUCUAGCUGACUUUUCAUUGUGACUUAAGAAGGAUGUGCAGCUCAGUUUCAUCUAGCCCCACCUGCAACCAAGCCCAAAAUAAGAUGUGUUCACUCAAACUGGAAAUGAUGAGACUCCUCUUGAGCUUUUUCCAAAACUAAUGUUAGAAAAUAACUCUUCUCAAAAGUUACAAAUAAACAUCAUUUGAUAAUACUUACCAAACGGGUGACAACCAGGUCCCUCUAUGAAGAUGGGUGAUUAUAUUAGAAUUCAAGCAGCUGUCCACUUUGUUUCAGUGCCAACAUUUUCCAUUUGCUUUUAAGUUUCCACAGUGAACUACUAUCUUGGGAUCUGCUCAAGAACACUGAGGGAGCAUACAUGAACUCAUGCCCACACUUUAUAGAUGAACAAACUGAGGCCCAGAGAUGUUAAAGGAUUUCUCCAGGAUCACACAGCUGAACAGCAGCAGAGAGGACUGGAAUGUAGUAGGUUUUCUGACUUGCAGCCCUUGCAUUUUUUUCUUAACCACAUUCAUUUUAUAAAUAUCUGUGUUGUCAAAUUCUCCUUUGUGAAAUCUGAUUGUAACCUGGACUAAAUAAUGUCUCUGUAAGCUAAAAUGGUAAAACUCCCUGUGGUGUUGGUCUUGGGGCGCAAACAGGUAUCAGUAUGUGUUGUGUUGUUACGGUGAGCUCUUACAUAUCCCCCAGGAAUGUCCAACGUAAUCAGAGCUACUAGAUGACUUAUUGAGAUGUUCAGAUUCCACCCCUUCAUCCCUCUUUCCCAGUAACUAGUCCAGCCCCAUGUUUGAGAAUAGAAUCACCUCCAACCUACAACUCAUUAGAGUUUGUUGCAUUAACAGUUGAAUCUCCUCAUGAAAAUUCUAUGUGCAAUGUCAGGACAUCUAAGCUAGCCAAGUUCCAGAUUGGAAUCAUUGCUGGUUUCCAUUUCUGCUCUCUGCAAUUCAGUUGCUUACCUGCAAGCAGAAAUCCUUUCCCCUUACUCCCUCAUUCUGGGUGGCUAAGAUCAUCUUUGCCUUGUCUACUUUCCCUACCUACACACUAAGACAUCUUAGCCCACUGAUCUUAACUAGGGUCUGCCAUCCUUGGACAUUUUCUGCAAAAGCAGAAAUCCUACCCACUUAUAUCCCUACCCAUUUCUAGAUCUCCUUCCCUUUUGUCCUUUAUUCCUAGAGUCCAAAUUGUGUAUGUUGUCCUGGUUUAGGACAGCUGACAGCUUUACACCAAAGCUGAAGCAUCUUGUUUAAUCCUAUGCAAGGGGGCUAGAAGGGCACUAAAAUCCCCUUCUGAUAUUGAGGGAUAGAGGUUACCAGGAGGGCGAAGGUCUCUAACAGUCCUGCUUACCUUUCAGAAUAUAAAUUAUUGUGAGGCCUAAGAAGCUCCCUUUUGUGACUUAGUGUAUGUGCAUAGACAUAUCAGUUCAAAUAAAUGUACCCCUUCCACUGAGGCAUCCUGAGAAGACUUGUUCUCUCCUUUCUAUGCAUGGGUUUUUCUGAUGUGGCAAAUAGUAUAUACUGAACCCUCCCCCACACUUAUACUAUAGUGGGGCCCGAAGGUAGGCAUUCAAAAGGAUGGGCUGUGGAUGUGAGGGCAAUCUGGCUGUAACACCUGUCACCCCAUUGAUUGCCAAGGUUGAUUGGGCUCAUCUGGCAAACUCGGUGGGUGUCCCCUUCCUCCCUCACUGCUCCAUGAGCUUCCCUCCUGAAGCUGUGCACUCAGCAGAAGAGGAAGACCAUCCCUGAUGGAGGAGGACUGUUCUGCAAGAACCUCCAAACAAACUCUCAGAAGUAUAAGUUGUUUGCUUAAAAACUUGUAACUGAUUUCACUGUAUUCCUUUUUCUUUUCUUUUUUUUUCUUUCUUUCUUUUUUUUUUUUUUUUUUUUUUUUUUUUUUUUUUUUUUUUUGCCACACCUGCAGCAUAUGGAAGUUCCUGGGCCAGGGAUUGAACCCACGACCCAAACCUCCACAGUGACAAUGCUGGAUCUGAACCUGCUGAGCCACAAGGAAAAUCCCUUGUUGUCUUUCUUAAAUGGAAGCGUUUGAGUUGUGCUUUUUUUUUUUCUUUGCUUUUUAUUUUUUAUUUUUUUCAUUUUAUAAUGAUUUUUAUUUUUUCUAUUAUAGCUGGUUUACAGUGUUCUGUUGAUUUUUUUGCUUUUGAAAAUAAUUUUUUUAAAUGGUGAGAAAACUACAGUGCAACUAGAGAAUACAAAUAGGAUUAAUAUAAUGAUAAGAUUAAUUUAAUUUACCUUGGAUACAUUCCUCAUUUGGGGGAAUUUAUUUAAUUGGUAACUUUAUCUGGGUGAAGAGGCAUUCUAAUUGGAGUUGAUUACUGUGGGAUUUUUAUAUCCUCUAUGAUGCAUUAUGAAAUACAGUAACAUGAUAUAAAAUUGGAUAAUUUUAAGUCACAGGAACUAUUUGGAUAUUUUUAUCCCAACUACAAUGAAUUUGCUGAGAAAUGCUCAUUAACUGGCACUGGUUUUUUUGUUUGUUUGGAAAACCUUUGGGGCUACAUCAAAGAUGAUUGGAAAUGUAAUUUUAAAGUACCUAAUAUAACUGCAGUUGAGAUAUACUUGGCUUUCCAGAUCAUUCCAGUACUUAGAUUACAGCAUUGCUGUGAGUCAUCACUGCAAUGAGUGAUGAUUUUUGGCUUAAAGUGUAACAAUUUUCUUGAUCUUUUCCUAACAACCUAUGCAGAACCAUGGAUGAGUGAUUUUUUAAAAAGCAUCUAUGUUAACAAUUUGGGGGUAAAAACAGAUGAAAAUCCAAGGACAAAUGAUGAAUUCAUCAAAAAGAAACAAAGGCCAGUUAGCAUAAGUAUGUAGGAAUGGGGCAGCUUGGAGAGAUGGGGAAGUAAGAUAAGGGUGUAGAGUGAAGCAGAAGGUCUCAGCUUUGCCAUCAGUUGUGUGCCAAACUCUGUUAUGCAAUAAAUCCUUUAUAGAUCUGCCCUAAGUCAAGAAAUCUUUAUAGGACCAGCCUAUGGAGAAUACAAAGAAACUAAACAAUGGAUAGUCAAUUGUUCUGGAUAAAUAAUUCAUCAUUUUGCUAGGACCUGGCUUCCCAUUGCAUAUAGAAUAAAAUCCAACCCCUUACAUUACUUCCCAGACCAGAUGCGACCUGCCCUUGAAAACCUCUAACCACUCUCCAAACUCUAACCACACCUGCUUUCUUUCACUUCCUUGAACUUGUUACACCGGUUCUUACUACAAAAGGACUUUGUACUUCAUUCUCUCUAUCUGGAAUGUUUUUCUCAUAGCUGAAUCAUUCCUAUGAUAUAGGUCUCCAUUAAACUUUAAUCUCUCCUCCCCCAACAGACUUUCCGACUGAUCUAAAGCAGUCUUUAAUCUAGUUUGAUUCCCUUCAAAGCUCUUGUUAUUACCUGAAGUAGGUAUUUUUUUCCCCUCCAUUCUUCCAUUCCCCCACCGCUACAGAAAAUAAGCUCCAAAUAACAGGGGUCUUUUAGGUUUCAUUCACGACUCUAUCCCUCAACUUAGAACAAUACCUGACACAUAGUAGGAAAUGAAUGAGAGAGAGAGAGAUGGGGUAGCUGGGAGAUGAAAGAAAAGAAGGAAGGGAGAAAAAGAGUAAAGGGAUCCACAGUGGAACUGCCUACAAAAAAUAAGAAUACUGGAGGAAGAGAAAUAGGACCAGGGAAGAGAAUUAGAAGGAGAGGAACAAAGUCGGAGCCAGGUAGUGAGGGUUGGUUACCAUGUACAAUUUUGAUGCCAAAAAGUUUUUUUGCAUGCAUUCCAGGCAAAGGGAAUGGCAAGUUCAAGAGGCACUUUUUAUAUACCACAUAGCUACUUUUUUCUUUGUUGUUUUUAGGGUUUUGUUUUUAGUGUGUGUGUUUCGAGUCAUGUGUGUUUGUGAUGGGAAGGGUGGGGCAAUGUCCAUGGGUGUUAUUCUUAGUGGAGGGCUGGGUUUUCUCCUUCAGACUUCAACUGCUGCAUCUUCCUGGUUUUGCCAAUAGGAAUCAUCUAAACAUGAACACCACCCAACGGUGGCUCCACAGCCUAAUCUGGGACUUUUAGGCAAGAGGCUGGAAAGAGAAUGAAGGAAAGAUCACUCCCUUGUACCAGUGACCUCAAGUUCUAUCAGUAAGUGGAGAGAUGAUUUAAGUCUUACGGUGUAGCUCUGGGUGGUAGAGGUGACCUGUAGCCAAACGUUAUAUGACUUAACACAAACCAAGGAUAGAGAGGUAAACCGCCCCAGAAACAGGAUGGGAGGGACAGAAACUCUUUAAGGAUCAUUUUUUCUGGUACCUGACUUGAGUGUCCUUUGUUAGUGUAGCUUUGUUUAAAUGUGAGCAAGUUGAGUCCUCCGCAAAAUUCAUGCCCUGGCAACAUGUUAGACAGAGAAUGAAUCCCAUCUCAAUUUGUACCCAGCGAAAAUGUAAACCCUGGCGUUGCUGUGACCUGGGGACCUGAGACCAUGGUUGCUUACAGAGGUCAGCAGUCCAUACUUUUAAAACACAAGUCAACUAGUAUGUAGAUUUCUUUCUAGCAACAUGUUUGGGUAAUUACUCUUGUCCUUCUCAACUGCACUCCUUUCCAGCCCUGACAAAUACACAUCCAGAAUCCAUAACCAUCUGGGGUUCAGCAAAAAGACCUUGAUUUUCAUCAAGCUCCUCUUCCAAUGAGGUUUAUGAUAAGGGAGAGGUAGAAUUACAUCUUCCCUAAAUGUGACAGAAUACUUGCCCUUUUUUGAAUGAGAAAAGCAAAAGUAACCACAUUUUAAAAGUUGUUUCAAAAAAAGAUACGUGUCUGUCACAUUCAAAAUCAUAGUUCAUGUAUUAUUCUGCAAGGAACUACAUCGAACAAAUUAAUCAUAAGUAAAUCUAAAUUUAGCAGUCGACCCUCAUCUUAAUAAAUGCCUAAAUCAUAUUAGCAAUA
Messenger RNA from Sus scrofa (pig), 8067 nucleotides. It is a transcript of the gene PGAP4, whose product is annotated as post-GPI attachment to proteins GalNAc transferase 4. Gene Ontology annotation, biological process: GPI anchor biosynthetic process. Gene Ontology annotation, molecular function: glycosyltransferase activity. NCBI's taxonomy places the organism in Eukaryota, Metazoa, Chordata, Mammalia, Artiodactyla, Suidae. Gene Ontology annotation, cellular component: Golgi membrane. The record is from RefSeq and is a predicted model, not a curated record.